This is a messenger RNA of Zasmidium cellare ATCC 36951, 3435 nucleotides long. RefSeq lists its product as uncharacterized. The coding region runs from base 1 to 3435 and encodes 1144 amino acids. Gene Ontology annotation, cellular component: nucleus; site of double-strand break. Gene Ontology annotation, molecular function: nucleic acid binding; protein binding. The record is from RefSeq and is a predicted model, not a curated record. NCBI's taxonomy places the organism in Eukaryota, Fungi, Ascomycota, Dothideomycetes, Mycosphaerellales, Mycosphaerellaceae. Gene Ontology annotation, biological process: DNA repair; proteasome-mediated ubiquitin-dependent protein catabolic process. The transcript is spliced from 2 exons.
AUGGCAUAUCUAGCCCCCAUUCAUCGAGCAUCGAGUGUUCGCCAUGCUCUGAAGUUGUCCUUUCUGGCUCCAGAAUCUGAAGAUUUGGUCAUGGCCAAAGCCAAUCGUCUGGAGGUUUGGUCAACCAGCCCGCAACAUCCAGACGACCCUACUCUGGUUCUUCAACACUCGAAAGCGAUCUAUGGCAAGGUCACAUUGCUCCACAAGAUUAGACCGGCAACGAGUACAACGGAUCAUCUGUUUGUUGGCACAGACCGAUAUCAUUACUUCACUCUGAGCUGGGAUGCAGAGAAGAAAGAGCUGGUGACCGUCGAGAGCUAUGAGGAUAUCUCGGAGAAGGCGGCAAGAGACAGCCAAACAGGCGAUAGAGUGCACAUCGAUCCAACCUCCCGAUUCAUGACAUUGGAAUGCUACGAAGGCGUCGUCAACGUUCUACCUAUCGCACAUGCUGGGAAAGGCAAGCGCAAGGCUGCAGACAACGAGAUCGGAAAGCUGGGUGAACCUAUUCCCGUCCGGAUACCAGAGUUGUUUGUACGGAGCAGUUGUUUUCUACACAAGAGACAGGCUGGAACCAAGCUCCCGGAUCCUGAAUUUGCGGUGCUACACGAAGACAGUCAGAAUAGGCCGAGGAUCAAAGUACGGAAGCUAGAAUAUCAACCAUCAUUACGUCCGAACGACGAGCCCCCGACUGCUGAGCUUGAAGAGGGCAAAGAAGUACAGGGCCAGUUGGAACUUGGUGCCAGCAUACUGAUACCCCUGCCUGCCCCAAUGUACGGCUUCCUUGUCGUAGGCGACACGAGUAUAUCAUAUGUCGACGAAUGGGACUACACGGCCCGGGAUACACAACCUCUGCAGGAUGCCACCGUUUUUGUAUCUUGGUGUUCUCUCGACGAUCAACGCUAUGUUCUUGCCGAUGACUACGGAAAGCUCUAUUUGUUGAUGGUGCGGCAGAACUCCAACGGAGAGUACCAGAGUCAUCAGAUCGAUGUGCUUGGUGAGACGAGUAGGGCCAGCACACUCGUCUACCUCGACGAAGGUCGGGUCUUUGUGGGGAGUCAUGAAGGGAACAGUCAAGUCAUACAGAUAUCACCGAAGAAACUGGAAGUACUGCAAACCUUUCCAAACAUUGCGCCAAUUCUGGAUUUCACCGUCAUGGACAUGGGAAAUCGCAGUUCAGAUGCGCCUGUCAACGAAUUCUCCAGCGGACAGGCAAGGAUAGUGACUGGCUCUGGGGCAUUCAAAGAUGGCAGUCUUCGUUCGGUGAGAUCCGGUGUUGGCCUGGAAGAUCGAGGAGAUCUCGGUAGUCUGGAUGCCCCAAUCUCUGCCGUCUUUGGCCUCAGAAGCAGCUCAUUGGUGGACAGAGUCGAUACGCUCGUAGUCAGCUUUGUUGACUACACCAGAGUGUUUGUGUUCGAUCAAGAGGGCGGGGUGGAAGAGCGGGAGGUAUUCAGAGGUUUCAGCCUUGCAGAGAGCACUCUUCAUGCUGCAGACCUUCCUGACAGCAAAGCCAUCCAGGUCACCAGCUCCUCAAUACUGCUGAGUGAUGCUGAAGGCGGCAUGGUCACAGAUACAUGGUCAGCACCUGGUGGCGCGUCAAUCACUGCAGUCUCGGCAGACUCUGACAAGGUUCUGAUCUCGCUCAAAGGCAAAGCUUUGGUGGUUCUGGAUCCGACUGCGGCCUCUAUCAAAGUGAACGCACAGAGGGAGUUUAGCAGCGAUGAAGAAGUUUCAUGCAUAGCACUCUCGCCGAGUGUUCCAAAUGCUUGCGUUGCCGGAUUCUGGAAAGAUGGCAAGGUUGCAUUCCUGGACUUGCAGAGCCUUGAGACUAUCGCCAGUGAACGAGUCGCAGAAGAUCCUUUGGCAGUCCCCCGGUCGCUCACUGUCGCCAACAUUAUUCAAAACCAACCACCGACUCUCUUCGUCGGUCUUGCUGACGGCAAUGUCGUUACGUACUCGAUCGAAUCGUCACAAAAGUCCUUUACAGCACGAAAGAGCAUCAUUCUGGGAACUCAGCAGCCAAACUUUGCUGUACUACCUCGCGCCGAUGGCCUUCAAAAUGUGUUUGCAACCUGUGAACACCCCUCACUGAUCUACGGGUCUGAAGGACGCAUGGUCUAUUCAGCGGUGACAGCAGAAAAUGCUACCUGCAUCUGUUCGUUUGAUUCAUUCCAGCCUUAUAGCAAUGCCAUUGCCAUCGCGGCCGGCGAUGAGCUCAAGAUUGCAUCUGUCGACGAAGAGCGAACUACUCAUGUGCAGGAUCUCUUCGUGCACGAGACAGUACGACGCAUCGCCUAUUCGGCAGACCUGAGAGCCUUUGCCCUGGGUUGUAUCCAACGCACGAUGACCAGGGGUCAGGAGGAAGUCAAGAGUCACAUCAAACUUGUAGAUGAGAUUGCCUUCCAGGAGCUCGAUACUUGGGCUCUCAAUGAAGACGAGCUUGUGGAAGCUGUAAUCCGAUGCAAGCUUGAUGAUGGUUCAGGGGAUGAAUCUGAGCGAUUCGUCGUGGGAACUGCAUACUUAGAUGACCAGGAUGCAGACGCCGCAAAGGGCAGGAUACUGGUACUGGAAGUCACCGAGGAUCGACGGCUGAAGCUGGUCACGGAGUUGAGUGCAAGAGGCGCAUGCCGAUGCCUGGCGAUAUGUCAGGGCAAGAUUGUGGCAGCAUUAAUCAAGACAGUCGUUGUCUAUGACUUUGAAUAUGCUGCCAGCGCCGCUAAACUCACCAAAAAGGCAACCUACCGAACAGCAACAGCUCCGAUCGACAUGUGCGUGGUUGAUAACAUCAUCGGUGUCACGGAUUUAAUGAAGUCGAUGUCACUUGUUGAGUACAAGAAAGGCAGAGUCGGCAUGCCGGAUACUUUGACCGAGGUCGCCCGCCAUUUUGACACACUUUGGGGUACUGCUGUCGCCAAUGUCGAUGAGCAUACGUAUCUACAAUCGGAUGCUGAGGGGAACCUGGUCGUCCUGCAACAAAACGUCUCGGGACUGAUGGAGGAAGAUAAGAGACGGCUCACAGUCACUUCCGAGAUGCUCCUCGGUGAGAUGGUCAACCGCAUUCGACGCAUCGAUGUUUCUCCCACGCCUGGUGCUGUGGUGAUUCCCAGAGCGUUCCUGGCCACUGUGGAAGGCUCAAUAUAUCUCUUUGCGCUCAUUGCACAGGACAAGCAGGACCUGCUCAUGCGAAUGCAGACCAAGAUGGCCGAUCUUGUCAAUAGCCCAGGGGGCGUCCCAUUCGCUAAAUACCGUGGGUUCAAAAACCAAGUCAAGGAUAUGAGUGAUUUCGGACCAAAUCGCUUUGUGGACGGAGAGCUCAUUGAAAGAUUCUUGGACUGCAGCGAAGAAAUUCAGCAGGAGAUUGUGGGUGACUUGAAGAAGUUUGAAGUGGAUGUCGAGGAUGUGAGGAGUAUGGUGGAGAGUUUGAAGAGGAUUCAUUAG